Limulus polyphemus (Atlantic horseshoe crab) is the source of this 10222-nucleotide messenger RNA. Its product is annotated as zinc transporter 1-like. Bases 898 to 2175 code for a protein of 425 amino acids. The transcript is spliced from 9 exons. Gene Ontology annotation, molecular function: zinc ion transmembrane transporter activity. The record is from RefSeq and is a predicted model, not a curated record. Gene Ontology annotation, cellular component: membrane. NCBI's taxonomy places the organism in Eukaryota, Metazoa, Arthropoda, Merostomata, Xiphosura, Limulidae. Gene Ontology annotation, biological process: zinc ion transmembrane transport; intracellular zinc ion homeostasis; detoxification of zinc ion.
CUUAGAAAUAACUUGUUUAUGGUUAGGCGUAUUUGCUGUGUGUUGUGAUCAUCAGUGUUAGUACUAGUUAUUCUUGAUACCGACAGGCUUUCUAAGGCGAAUCACGAUUCUAAGGUUUUGGACAAUACUGUUUUAGACUUCUUUAAAAUUUAGGCAAAAAUAACUUAACGUUUAUAAUGUAAUUUUACUUUUGUUUGUUCCGUAAAGCAUAUAGCUUAAAGGCUGAAGACGAAAUUUAAAGUUAAAAACUAAACGCAUUAACUUAAAGACAGGUUAAGACUGAAACUGUAUAGUGUACUGUAUUACUAAUACUAAUAGUGUAUAGCUCGGUGUAAAAAGACUCGUAAAUCCUUAGUUUGUAACGUUACUCAGUUAUUUAAGUUAUAGGGAUAUCCUACACAGCUACAGCACAGUGUUCAUUAGGUUUUAUAUGCAUUUAAUUUAAUAUUGCCUUUGGUGAAUUCAAAGAAGAAACUUUUGUGAAAAAAGCCAUUCAGUUUCACUUAGCCUUCAGCUUCAUGACGUCAAUGAUGAGGUGCUUGGAAAAGGAAAUCUACAAAUAUCCUUACUUCUAAAUCAGAACAUUGAAAAACAUGCUGAAACAUUAGAAUAUUUUACUAUCUCCUUGAACUAUUGUUUUGGCGAAAGAUAGCAACAAAAAACCUUAGAUUUAGCAAGAAAUUUAUUUUUGUUUGAUCAAGCCAUGUUUAAUAUUGUUAAAAUUCUGCAUAGUAUUUGUGCACGUCAUCAAAACAUAAGAUAGUAAAUGCUUAAGUCAGUCAUUUGAAAAAGAAUGAUAAUUCACAUGAGAUGCCUGUCUUUAUAAUUUAAUAAUCAAAAUUAAGUUUAAAACAGCCUAUUUUGUGACCUCUUACAAAAGAUACAUAAUUUAUAAAAAUGGGAAGAUAUACUGGGAAAAAAUGCCGCCUUAUUAGCAUGUUCAGCCUCACUGCAAACUUUUUUCUGGUGGAAAUUGUUGUUGGUUAUGUUACCAAUUCUAUGGCUCUAGUGGCUGAUUCCUUUCACAUGCUAUCUGAUGUAAUAGCCCUAGUCAUCGCUUUUCUCUCUGUUAAGAUGUCUCCAAAGAAAUGGUCAAAGAAUACAUUUGGAUGGGCAAGAGCAGAGGUUUUAGGAGCACUUGUGAAUGCUGUUUUCCUAGUUGCCUUGUGCUUUUCAAUUUUAGUGGAAUCUUUGAAACGAUUUUAUGAACCAGAAGAGAUCCAUGAUCCCUUGUUAAUUUUAUAUGUUGGUGUCUCAGGGCUACUUGUGAAUGUUAUUGGAUUAUUCCUUUUCCAUCAUCAUGGCCAUGGACAUAGUCAUAGUCGAGGACAUCACCAUAGUCUUCCAACAAUAGAAGAAGUUAUGGCAGAAGAAGACAUCAAUGAUAAUCAUGGCAACUACAGAUUUCCUUCUCAUUCUCCAUCUAGCUUACAUCAUGAUCAAGACAAUAAGAAGUCAAAUAUCCCCAGCAGCAGCCAAAUGAACAUGAGGGGAGUGUUUCUUCACGUCUUAGCUGAUGCUUUAGGAUCAGUUAUUGUUAUUAUUAGUGCUCUAAUAAUGUGGUUAACCUCGUGGGAAUAUCGAUUUUAUGUAGACCCUGGCUUGAGUGUGGUGAUGGUUUGCCUAAUAAUGAGAUCUACCUGGCCUCUGUUGGUGGAAUCAGCCCUGAUUUUACUUCAGACAGUUCCAACACAUAUACAGGUAGAUUAUCUUCAAAAGAAGUUGCUACAAGAGAUUGAUGGAGUUCUUGCAGUCCAUGAAUUUCAUAUCUGGCAACUAGCUGGAGACAGAAUCAUAGCAUCGGCACAUAUUCGAUGCAGAAACCUUUCUGAAUAUAUGCAAAUUGCUGAAAAAGUGAAGGAGUUCUUCCAUAAUGAAGGUAUACAUUCAACCACAAUCCAGCCAGAGUUUGUUGAACUUGAAAGUGAUUUUCAAGAUGGGGAGAAUUGUGUUUUAGAUUGCCCAACCAACAAUAGCUGUGUAGCUCAAACAUGCUGUGGGCCACAGAAAGAUGGUAAAGAAUCUCCAGUAGCUGGCCUUCCCAAUGGAUCUGUAUCACCAACAUGUCGCCAGAGGAAUAACAGUUAUGCACCUGAACUUAGGCGAAGUAUGAGUGAGGUGCAUGUGAUGCUAAAUUCAGAACAAUUAAAUGAUAUUGAAGAAACUGUAGCUUAACAGGAAUUGCAGUUACUUCAAUUUUCUGAACCCGUGGUUGUGACAAGUCAGGGCUUAAUCUAGGUGGAUUUCUAAAUAUUUUGUGAAUGUUGGUUUAAAAAUUUUCUAACUCUUUAUGAUAGGGUGUUUGGUGAAGUAACAAUCACUGAAAUGUUUUCAGAUUUUUUUUAAAUAAUCACGAUCAGCUUGUAUGUGUGGAUAUACGUGUACAUUAAAAGUUUAUUUUUGUGUUUCAAACCACCUUGAUUCAAAAUAUAAUUGUUGUAGAGACCAUAUUUUGAUUUCUUUUAUCUUGCAACUCAGUCCGAUAAAAGGAUACAGAUGUUUUAUCUGUUGCCUUUGGAAUCAAUGACCAGUAAUCAACAUGCUUCUUUAAGAAAUCUAGGUUAAGUCCUGCACUUAAUUUUUGUUACUUUCAUUAAUCUAGAAAAUAUUGAAAACGUGAGUUACAAUAUAACAGUUCUACAGACGUGCACAUUAAUAUAUUGUGUAUCAUGUAGCUAAGUAGUGAUUUUUUAAGUGUAUGUAGUAUAAUAUUCUUGUCAAGUACUAAUAUUUGUUAAUCCAGAGCAUUAUUACACACACACAGUAAUUAUUGCCAACCAGAAGCAGUAUCAAUGAAAAUGUCUAACUAGCUAUUAAAUAUUACAGACAUUACCUUCCUUUAUAAAGGUAAUUAUGUAAUAACUUCUAACAGAAGAGCUGCUAAAAUUCUACAGUAAUAAUUAGAAAUAAUAAUAAAUACUCUUAAUUUAAAAUCAUGUGCAGUUGUGGAAAUAUUAUUAUAGGAACAAGUAUUGUGAAUUAGUAAAAUUUCAUUCAUAUAUUGUAUAUAUAUAUACGUGAAUAAAAUAAUGCUAUGAAGUAUAAAUUUUACAAAGCAUUCAUAACAUUGCAGCAUUCUUUGAUUAUAUUGUAAAUCAAACUUGUUUUACGCUAUUAUGAUUUAUGAAUCUUAUAAAUCUGUUAAAUUUUUACUGAUUAUGAGGUGUUGAAUUAAUCGUGUAAAUCUUCAGAACUUUCAGUCCUUGCCACCUUUUUUAAGAAGUGUAUAAAAACAGUAUGACAGUUUGUAAUAAUGUAGUUUUUGUACUACCUAUGAUCGUAUGAAGUAUGUUUUAUAAACGUAAUUACAUGUACAUUGACAAGCAUUAGAGAAGGGUGACUAAAUAUAAGUGGUAUUUUUUUAGCAUAAAUGAGCUUUACUGUUACUCUUAAUAUAGUUCUUUAUUUGGAAACACUGGAAAAGAUGUUUUUUCGUGCAGUGAUUAAACAUUCAGAAAGAUUUAUGCAGGUUUAAGAAAUGUCGUUAAAACACACGAGGGGGUAUUUAGAAAGAAACAGAAUUUAAGAAUGAUCCAUUAUCAUCAUCAUUUCAUGGGCUUCAUCGCGUGAGUUUGAUAACGUAAAAAGAACUGCAUGCAACUCCUUUAAGAGCUCCUGGAAAGGAUCAUGUAAACCAUCUUUGAGAGAACUAAAAUGAUGGUCACAGGACGUUUAAAGGAUGGAAAAGAUACUGUCUAGAAUUACUUCAUAAUAAAUAGUAUAAGAUGUGAUUUUAUGUAACAGAAUAACAGAUAUUAACUUCUUUAGAUAUUAACUACAUGUUGAUAUCCAGCUUAUGAGAAAGAAAAUUAUCUGAGCACCUCUUGUAAUAAAAACCAAAAGUUUUUUUUUUUUUUUUGUAUAUGUAUUUAUUUCCACAUUCUCAUUGUUAAUGUUAUAUUUUUCUUGUGAAUUUAGUAAAUACAUGCACAUGCGCAUGUUUGAGUAAUCCAAGUGAGGACCUGUUUACAAUUGUAAUUUGUUAUUAUUAGAAUUAUUCAGUGGUCAUUUCUGAUUAGUAAAAUUGUCAUAGCAUUGCCAGAAUAAAAAUCUAGUUGUCUAGUCAAAAACAAUUGAAGAAUGAAAAAUAUUUUAGUGGUUUGUGUAAGAGGCCUACUUUAAUGCAUUCCUUACUCACUUGGUAAAUAUAGUUGUAUUCUGCUACUAUAGUUUCUUGCUUUUAGUCUAGUAAAUAUAGUUGUAUUCUGCUACUAUAGUUUCUUGCUUUUAGUCUAGCAAAUAUAGUUGUAUUCUGCUACUAUAGUUUCUUGCUUUUAGUCUAGUAAAUAUAGUUGUAUUCUGCUACUAUAGUUUCUUGCUUUUAGUCUAGUAAAUAUAGUUGUAUUCUGCUACUAUAUUUUCUUGCUUUUAGUCUAGUAAAUAUAGUUGUAUUCUGCUACUAUAGUUUCUUGCUUUUAGACUAGUAAAUAUUUUUCUUUUUCCAGCAUUAAAUCUUUCUUUUUGAGUUAAUCAGUAUAACAAAAUUAUGGACAGCAUUCUAACUGAACGUGCAAACUCUGCACACCACUUAACUUUGUUGUGCUUUAUCUAAUGACUCAUUGCUAUAUCUAGAAAUUAUAACUAAUACAAUUUUGGGAUAGGUAAUAUUAUAAUUAAGUCUUAAUGUUUUGAAUGGGGCUUUUUUUUGUUGUUGUUAUUAUUAUCGUACCUGGAAGUACUGUCUGAUGUUUGAAUCUAGUAAUGGAAAUUAUAACAGUACAAGGAAACAAUUUUUGAUUGUAUAUUAGCAGAUUAUAGUGCAUUUGCUGAAAGAUUGUAUAUACAAGGUUUUAUGAAAUUUAGUGUUACAGAAAGCCUAGCAAACACUGACAGGUUGUAUGCUAGUUACAUUUAAUGUUAGGCCUACGCUUAACACUAGUUGCUUUUGACAGACAAAACAUUCCAUGGUACAAAAAAAGAAAACAGGUCAACUUGUUAUAACAGGUAAAGUCUGAAGGUUUAAAUAAAUAGACUAGUUUUCAUAUAUACUGUUACAUUUGCAUGAAUGAUUGAAAUAUAUGUCACUCAUGGAUUUUUAGAAUUAGUAUGAUAAUUGUUCAUGUUAAACUAAUGGGAGUCCCCCAUUAGGUCAGCAGCACUAAAAUACAGGGUUCAAUUUCCUGUGGUGGAAAGAGUGCAGAUAGCCUAUUGUGUAACUUUGUACUAAAAUAAACUACCAGGAAUAUUGACUAAUUCUACAAAUUUAUGACUGAAAAAAAAAUGUAUAACAAUAUAUCAACCACAUUGUAGCUUCUAAACAGUGCCAAUGAGGCCUUUUGCCCAAUACAAGGUUUCAUCAGGUCAGCUGGGAUACAUCAGACACAGUAGUUGUUAUAACUAUUCAGUAGGCUGUUAUCUCUUCUCAGUUCAUAAUGCAAUUGAAGUGUGCUUGAUUCUUAAUAUAUCCAAAGGUCAUCUUAGGUGUUAACCAAGUUUUGCAUAACUCCAGCUUUCAUAGUUUUUAUUUUUAAACAUAAACGGUGAAAUCACGGGAUCUACAAUAACUCUUAUAAAUUACUUUCAAUUCAUGUACUUUUCAGCUGUAUAACAUUCAUAACUGUGCUGAUGAGAUACUGUAAAUAUGUAUUUUUCCUAUAGAUUAAUUACUAUAAACUAAAUUUCCAUCCUUUUAAAACUGUUAUUCUUUAUUGAAAGAUAACUAUAAACACAUCUUUCAUGUUGUUGAUUAUAUUUUUAAUGUAUCUUCUACCAAAAUUAAGCUACUUAGCCAAGGGAAAAUGCUAAAUGUAGUUCAGAAAUAGUUGAGCUUACUUGUCAUCAGAAUGUUCUUACGAUAAUUUGGUGAAGUGUAGCUCUAUUUGUGUGAAAUGUAUAUCUAUAAAAAUGUAAGAUUUCAUUGCAUUAUGGCUGUUAUUUUAUUUUCAUAAAUUUCCAUUGGUGUUUUCCUUUGAGCUGUAGACAGUGCACCUACUAUUUUCAUACAGUGAAUAUGGCCAGUCUGAAAAUAAUUAAUCUCAUUAUUUGUUUUAUAACCAGAAAAAUGUGUUAACUCUGUGAAUAAUUAAUGUUUUACAUGAGGAUACUUUUACUCAGUGUGAUGUGGAAUAUCUUUUUUUAAAUUAUCUUUCAAUUUCACCUUCAAAAAAGUUUUGUACAUUUGGAUAUUCUUAGUAGAUAUAUAGCAAUAUCUCUAAUUUUGUAGAUUUUUUAGUAUGUCAUCUAAUGGUUAUAAUUUCUGUUUCUAAGAUAGAAUAUGAAAAUAGAUCUGCUACUUUUGUAGGUAAUUAAUCUGUAAUCUCCAAAGUAUGUUGCCAGUAACUUUGUUUGUUUUUUCUCUCUUAUUUACUUGCACUUUUUUUAGUGUCUAGAGUACUGUUAUGAUUGAGAGAUUGGUAGUUAGUAUGAGAUAUAGUACGCCUUUAGGUUUUUAUUUUCUUAAAGAAUCUUCAAAGAUUUAGACAACUAUUUUUCCAAAAUUAGGACCUUGAUUAAUUCAAAUUUAUAUUUUAAGUGAAAAAGAUGACUUUUUAACUUAUCAGUUUUAAACUUAACAGAAUUAUUUAAAAUGUCAUCAUUUUAAUCAGAUAGUAACUAACACAAAAAAUAAUGUAACUAAUAGUCCCUGACUUAACACAUUAUGGGGUAAACAGAGUAUAGCAUUAAAGAUACACAAAAUAAGAAUAGUUAAUCACACUACAACUUAAAUCUCUGAAAGCAUUUUAUUUAUAAUCAUUGUCAAAAAUAUAGUAUCCUGAACAUGUUUUACAAGAGAAUUAUGUGAACUGUAACGUAAACAUAAAUAAUAAGUUUUAAUGAAUAGCUAGAGUAAAUUAUGUUUGACUCCCAUAUUUGGUGUUGGGAACUUGAGUUGCUUAACAUAGCACAUUAAUUCUGUAAAAGAAACUUACAUAGUUGUUAUAUAUAAAUUUGUUUUUAUGAACACAACUGCUUUCAUUCCAUUACUAAUUAUAGAAAUAAAAAGUUUAGUAAAGAUGUGGAAAAAUAUACAUCUAGACCAAGCAAGUCAGAAUUUGUGUAAUUUGAAAUUCAGCGAUAUCUUUAUUACACCAAACUAAGUACCAACUAUUUUUAUUUUUUAAACAUUAUUAAAAGAACAUUAAGAUGACUGAAUGAGAGUUAAGAAACAUCACUUCUAUUGAACACUUAUACAAAUUUAUAUAGUGAAAAUGUUUAUUUAAACAUUGUAUAAUACUUUCUUUGCCAGUAGGAUCUCACUUUAAGUUGUCUGCGUAACUGUAGAACAUAUUGUAGGUUGUCUGAUUCAUUUAUGACUGAUUAAUUAAAACAUGAUCAGACCACCAGUCAUUUGCUUGAUUUACAUGUGCAUUUUGUGCAAAUAGCAAGUGAUUGUCCUAAAUCUACAAGUUUUGCUUCAGUCUGAUAAUUUUUUCUUUAAUAUUACAUCAAAGUCAAGGCAAUUAGUUCAAAAAUCAGCAAAUAGUGAAAUAGGAGUCUUCUGUAUUUUAUUAUUUUUUAAAGUUUGUUUUUGUAGUCAAAGUUUUAGAAUUAUUAUUUCACUAAAUAUCUUCUCAGUAUAUUUUACCAUAUAUUUUUACUGUUCAUAAAUUUGCUAAUUUUGGCUUUUUUUAGCCCUGUAAGUCUACUGUUCCCACUUUUAUGUAAUGGUAGAGAAUUUUUUUUUUGUGUGUGCGUGUGUAAGCCUUUAGAAUUUUUUGUUAUGUUCUCAAGACAGACUACAAACACUAGUGUACUUUUGUGAAGUACAUAUUAAAUUUUUCUUAUUUUUGAACAACAAAUAGUAGAACAGUAAUUCAUUGUUUAAUCCUGGAAGUGAGAAAUAUUCUCUAAUUUUGCAUUUUUGAGGAGCGUUAUUUAACUUAUGUGGAAGGAUGUGGGGUUUUAUGUGAUCUCAAGCUGUUGGUGAUAAAGAUGGGAAAUACUUCAUUCAGAUCAAAAGAAAAAAAUAAUCAAUGACCUAAAUUUUUACAAUAACUUAAAAAUGAGCAGUUUGAGAGCACAUACAUUUCAUGAAAGUCAUUAAUUACAAUUACUAUUAAAUGAGUGUUUUAUAAACUAAAGGAUGACUUAUUGAAAAAACAAAUCUUUUUUUACUGAAACAGUUAACAAUUUAUCUUGUAAACAUUUCAAAAUCUCGCAAAUCAUCAGUAAUCACAAGAUGUUAAAAUUACACGUGUGUGUGUAUGUUUGUGGUAUAUGUAUUCUUAUAUAACAGUAGAUUUUGGAACAUAUCUAUAAGGGUUUAUAAAAAUGUGUAAAUAUUAAAAAGAUAUAUUUUUUUGCCAAUUUUCAUCCAUGUGUACUAGAGUUAAAGCUACAUGACUUGGUAACACAUUUUUAAUAAUUUGUAACAUAGUAGUAAAGGUGUAAUCCUAAACUCAACAUUUGCUUGCAGAAGCUUACUUAUCAUAAGCUUAUGUUUUACAGUGAUCAAGUAAAUUCCCAGUCUUUGGGAGGGAACAUUUUUGUAUCCUGUUGAUUUUUGCAACUAAGAUAGGAUUCUAAAUUAUAACUUUUUGACAUAAACUUCCUGGUUUGAGAACUUUUAUUUAACCACUGGCGGAUCCAGAUUUUGAAAAUGGGGAGGAGCAAUGAUUCUGAACGUAAAUGAUGAAUUUUUGGGACUUCCCUGGUAGGAGUUAAAUAGGUUAUUUAGAUUUAUUAUAAUGUUUGCUAGAUGUUGUUGUUAUUAUUGCUUUUUUAUUUUUUGUAAAUUUAAUAUGAAAUUUCACUACAUUCUUCCCUUCUCAAAGAUCCAAUUUUUGCAAAUAUUUUGAUUUUAUUUUCAAAAUGAGGAAGGGGGGUUGUGUGCCAGGCCUGUAUCCGCACUUGUUAACCUAUAGUUAGUUUCAUCUUAAAGGAACUUGCACACAGCUGAGAAAGCUUUGUUCAACUGAGCCAUCCUUGAAAAAGCUCCUUUACAGUUUCCUACUUUCUUUUUACUGAUCGUUUCUAAUGUAAACUGUUGAAGAAGAAAGGAGGCAGUGGUUUUAAGUAUCUAAGAAGUUCUUAUUUUAGUCAACUUACUGAUGCUUUGUAUGGCACGUGUAAGAAAGUGUGUUGAGACAAUCCAUUUAAUUAAUUUUAUUAUAGCCCUAUAGAAUUAAAGAUGCAACAGUAUUAUGUGAAUGGUUGUAUUUUUAAGUUUUAUAUAAUUUUGUGUUCACUGUUUGUGAAAUAAGGAACUCUUAUAAACAAAUAUCACAUUGUAGUGUGCCUUCUAAAACAAGAGGAUAGUUGUCCAAAGCCCACACCUUACAAUUUCUAAUUUAAAACUUUCAGAAGUCCAAACUUGUAUGUUAUUUGUUGUUCCACUUCAUAUUUAACAAAGUAUCAUUAAAGAAUGUUCAGUACGUGGCACUGGCUUUUUAGCCGUGGCAUAGCAGCUCAUAGAAUGGCUCAGAGUUUUUUUCAAGUACAAACGUUUAGCUCAUAGCUCCAUCUCUUGACCGAUUUGAGAUCUAAUUACAGCCAUGGCUAUUGAGGAUUCCCUCUUGUUUCUUUAGGCGUAACUGAAAUCCAAUUUAUUAUAUUUAAAGGCCAUUUCAAAUAUAUCGGAGCGUAUUAUAAUUUUCUGAUAAGAUGCUAUCAUAGUUUGGAUACUAAUGUGAUUCUACAGGAUAGUUUAUCUUAGGUUGACUGAAUAUAUUGUUCUUCUCAUAGGACUAAACUUUUAAUGUUGCAAACAAAGUUUUACAAACAUUAUUGGCAUGAUGGCUUUGGAGAAGAGUGACUACCCAAAACUCAGUAUAGUUCAUUAUACUUAAAUAACCAAAAGUGUAUUAACAAGAGAUGUUAUAACUCUUCCAAAAGCUUUGUCGAAACCAAAAAAUGGAAAAAAAAUCUUUAAACACUCAGUUCUUACUGCAUCUUUAAUGAAUUUCUUGUACUUAUGAAUUGAUUUCUUUUAUAGUGUAGUUUUUAUUCGACUAAGCACUUUGCAUUUUCAUCCUUAUACUUUGACAUUUUUUGUAAAAAACUGAGGCUGUUUAGAAAUUACAAAUACAAAUUUAUAUUUAAUAUACUUGAAAACUGUUUAAAUACUUUAUGCUGUAUGUCAUUUUAUCAGUCCUUGUUUUUUUUUUUUUAUUAUUUUGUAUUAAUUGAUGGGAUCAAGUGCCCUGUUUAAAGAAUUUGUGUUGAUUGAUUUUCAUUUAUUCUAAUUCAUGCCUAUAUCUGUAUCUAUAUGCACUUUAGUGAUUAUUCUUGGUUAUAAAUGUUUAGUUGAAGGUGUAAAAAUAAAAUUAUACUGUCUUGGUAA